GUGAAGGCGUACCAUUACCUUCCCAUUACAGCCAGAGUGACUAAAGCGCAUUGUGUACUUGGAGAUCCAACAGUAAAGGUGUCUUCAAGAGCAGUCAGGAGCAAUGGCCGUGGCAAACUUUCAGUAUAUAACUCGAAUGAGCAGUGGAUUCAAAGUCUACAUUUUAGAGGGUCAGCCACAUCAUAGAAGUGAAGACCGAUUUAGGCACAUCCAAACUGAACCACAACGAGCUCCAAGUGGAAAUCCUCUAAAACGCAAGCGCAGUUUCGAGCGAGGGUUGACCUUAGAGGAAAGACGGGAGCGGGCGCUGAGCAGAAGUCUUGCCAAAGCAGCAGAAAGAGAGUCACAAGUCGCAUCGCACAGUCCACAAAGCUCAACUUCUUCUUGGAGUCCAGCUUGCAGUCCUACCAGCCCUGUUCCUCCUCAUGUCUACUACGCACCCAUCAUGGAUGAACCACUCGCCCUUAUCAAGAAACCCAGAAAGGAUCCAGAAAUCACACAAGAGAAGCCCAAAUGUACCACCCAAAUCCAGAUGCGGCCCUCUGUGAUAACCUGUGUGUCCUCUUUAAGAAGCCCAACCAGCAGGCCUGACAUCCACAAGCCCAUUUUGUCAGUUUCCCAAAGCCACUGUGACCGUGUUGUAGAUGAGCACUUCCAGAGGAGCCUGGGCGAAAGGUACCAGAAAAUGGUCCAAUCCCAGCAGCAGCUCUCCAUCAGCGUUUCUGUAGACGACCAUUUUGCCAAAGCUCUGGGAGACAAGUGGCAGCAGAUCAAAUGUAAAUCUUCAUCCUGUUCCUCCACACCUCCUAGCAGCCCCAGCGUCACCCACUCACCCACAUACAACAGCAGCCCGUACAGAGAGCCCACAAGCUCCAACCGCUGGUCCAUUCACUAAAGCAGACAAAAGGACAAAAGACUUUUGGGACUCUUAACAUUUCAAUGCAACUCUAAUUGUCAAGCAAUGGUUUUAUCCAAAUGACAUCACAAAACUACUAUCACCUUGAAAAAAUUGUGGUUCUUGACAUUUGCUAUUAUAUAGGAAACUACAUGCCAUAAGGAAAGACAAUAUCAUGAUAUCAUCAAACUGAUACAUUUGAUAUUUUUCAUAGUACUGUUACCUGCCUAUUGGCCAAAUGCACCAAAAAUGUCAAUAUUGUGAUAUGCCAUAUAUUUGAUGUGAAUUCCUGUUUGUGCUGUUGAGUCUGAUGAAAUCCUUUUACAUUUCUUUGUAAAAAAAAACAAAACAACAAAUAAUAAUAAUAACUGUGGGAUUGACACAGAUUUAUUGUACUGUUUAUUAUUUAUAAAGUGGGGCCUCUUCCAAAACAUUUGCUGUGUAAAUAGGCUACUGUAAACAAAAUGUAGUAUAAAUAAUAAAAACAAUCUUGAACAUA
This is a messenger RNA of Boleophthalmus pectinirostris (great blue-spotted mudskipper), 1394 nucleotides long. RefSeq names its product vestigial like 4 like (gene vgll4l). Gene Ontology annotation, biological process: negative regulation of DNA-templated transcription. The coding region runs from base 104 to 895 and encodes 263 amino acids. The transcript has 5 exons. The record is from RefSeq and is a predicted model, not a curated record. Gene Ontology annotation, molecular function: transcription coactivator binding. Lineage: Eukaryota; Metazoa; Chordata; Actinopteri; Gobiiformes; Gobiidae.